AUGGUCUCUCUGUCGUUGCUUGCGCUGGCCUCGGUGGCCGCUGCCACCCCGUUGAAGAUGAAGAGAACCAUCACCUCUUCGCUUCUCAGUGACCUCGACCUGUUCGCCCAGUACAGCGCCGCCGCGUACUGCACCGGCAACAUCGACUCGGCCACCACCGGCGACCAGAUCACCUGCUCCGCCGACAACUGCCCUCUCGUUGAGGAUGCCUCGGCCGUCACCCUCGACGAGUUCGACCUGACCGCCUCCUACGGCGACGUCGCCGGCUUCAUCGCCGCCGACAGCACCAACGAGGUGCUGGUCGUCUCCUUCCGCGGCACCGACGAUCUGGAGAACUGGAUCGCCGAUCUCGACGUCGGUCAGACCGCCGUCGACUCCCUCUGCACCAAGUGCUCCGUCCACUCGGGCUUCUGGAGCGCCUGGGAGACCGUCGCCGACACCAUCAUCGCCAAGGUCGAGGCUGCCAUCACCACCUACCCGGAUUACUCGGUUGUCUUCACUGGCCACAGCUACGGUGCUGCCCUGGCUGCCAUCGGUGCUACCGUCAUGCGUAACGCCGGCUACGAAAUCACCCUGUACAACUACGGCCAACCUCGUAUCGGUAACAUGCCUCUCGCCGACUACAUCACCGACCAGUCCAUGGGCAGCAACUACCGUGUCACCCACACCGACGACAUUGUCCCCAAGCUUCCCCCCAAGCUCCUGGGCUUCCACCACUACAGCCCCGAGUACUGGAUCACCAGCGGCAACGACGUCACCGUCACCACCUCCGACGUCACCGAGGUUACCGGCGUGGACUCGACUGAUGGCAAUGCCGGUACUUCUGGCGACAGCAUCACCGCUCACCGCUGGUACUUUAUCUACAUCAGCGAGUGUGAUUAA
Messenger RNA from Penicilliopsis zonata CBS 506.65, 882 nucleotides. RefSeq lists its product as hypothetical. The coding region runs from base 1 to 882 and encodes 293 amino acids. Gene Ontology annotation, biological process: lipid catabolic process. Lineage: Eukaryota; Fungi; Ascomycota; Eurotiomycetes; Eurotiales; Aspergillaceae. The record is from RefSeq and is a predicted model, not a curated record. The transcript has 3 exons.